Globicephala melas (long-finned pilot whale) is the source of this 6590-nucleotide messenger RNA. RefSeq names its product phospholipase B1 (gene PLB1). Gene Ontology annotation, biological process: phospholipid metabolic process. NCBI's taxonomy places the organism in Eukaryota, Metazoa, Chordata, Mammalia, Artiodactyla, Delphinidae. Gene Ontology annotation, molecular function: A2-type glycerophospholipase activity; retinyl-palmitate esterase activity; phosphatidylcholine lysophospholipase A1 activity. Gene Ontology annotation, cellular component: brush border membrane. The record is from RefSeq and is a predicted model, not a curated record.
CCUCACCUGACCAUGCUGGUACCCUGAUCCUGGACUUCCGGCCUGCAGAACUACGAGGACUCCUGUUGCAGGAGGAAAGCUGGGCUGGGACUGAAAGGCCCGGCCGGCGCUGCUCAGAGACUCCUCCACCGUGGGCACUGCCUGCUUGGGUACCAGGCACUGAGCUAGGCGCUCUGUGUUCUUACCACGUUUAUUCCUCCCACCACCCUUGCGAAAUAGACGCUCUUAUAACCUUUUCUAGGAAGGAGGACUCUGGCUCUGGAGCCUGGCACGCAGCAGGAGCGCGGGCCUUGGGGCCGAUAGAGCAGACCCACACAUCGGCCAGUGAUUAACCGAGACGUCCCCCUCCGGCCAUUUUGGAUCUUGCUGCGGCGUCUGGAAAGAAAAGCACCCCUCCAGCAAGAGGACGACAUUUUGACACGGCGCCUCUUCCCGCUGGUUUUCAGGUUAUCACCCUGCAGUUAUAAAGAAGGUCCUUCCAGAAUCAGGGAGAGAAGAAAGGAGUACAGGCUGGCCUGCCUCAGCCAGCAGUGCCCCGAAGAGAGGCACACAGGCGCUCCCUGGGACACAGAGCCUGAGGUGACAGAGCUCCGCGGGGCUGUGCCUAAUCUAGACCUGGCUGCGCUGAUGACUGGAGCCCAGCGCAGAUCUGCCUGCCCAGCCCCGCCUGGCCCAGCAGGCCCAUCUGCAUCGGCGCCCUGGGACGGAAGGCCGGCCCCCUCCCACUCCCAGCCCCCUUGCACGGCCCUCUCCCCAGGUGAUGCCCAUCACAGGUAAACAGGGAGCCGGCCAAGCAGGCACACUUGUGCAUCGUCGUCAUUACUAAGGCUAUCAACACCGCGUGCAGCGUGUGUGAGGGUGGCUGACAGCCCAGCUCCGCAGCAAGCUGGUGACGCCAGGCCACAGCCGUCUCCUGCCCCACAGCCCAAGGCCCAGAGGCCCCAGCCUGGAUCAGCAGUGCGGAUGGAGAGACGUCGACAGCCGCUGGUCACUGCCCCUUUCAAAGGUGAAGACAGUAAAAUUUAUGACGGGCGUCCUAUCAGACAACAGAGGAGCAUAAAAGCAGAAGGAAGAGUGAUAGCCCAUCGGUCCGCGGACGUCUGGAGGGUUCCAGCAUGGGGCUGCGGCCACGCACUUUCCUCCUGGGGCUGCUGCUGCUGCUGCUGGGGCGAGGAACUACCCAGGCCCGUACCUCCCCUGGAGAGAACACACUGGAAGAGCAGCUGUGGCCAGAGUGGCAGAGCCUGAAGGGUUUUCCAUUCUCAUGCAACUCAAAGAAGUCAGGAUCUGAUGCGCCUUCUAACUCAGUCCACUCUCUGAGCCCUUCCGAUAUUAAACUUGUGGCAGCCAUUGGCAAUGUGGAAACUCCUCCAGACUCAGGGACGGAUGACCUGGAGAAGCAAGAAUGGACUGAAAGCGAGGGACCGCAGGCGUGCAUGGGAGUGGUGACCGUCCUUUCAGAUGUCAUCAGACACUUCAAUCCAUCUGUCCUGAGGCCCAUCUGCAGCCCUGGGAAGGGAGUGGUACCCCAUAACGGUGCCGAAGACUUGUGGAUUCAGGCAAAAGAGCUGGUGAGGAACAUGAAAGAGAACCAGCAACUUGACUUUCAGAAUGACUGGAAGCUCAUCACCGUGUUCUUCAGUAACACUAGCCAGUGUCACCUGUGUCCCUCCGCCCAACAGCAAAGACACGUGACGAGCAGCAUGGACCAGCUGACGAGAAUGCUGGACUGCCUGCAUCAGGAGGUCCCCAAAGCGUUUGUGAACCUGGUGGAUCUCUCCGGGGUUCUGAGGGGCUCGCACUGGCAUCAGGGGACUCCGCUCAGUCCCACGGCCGAGCCCUGCAGGUGCUCAGGGGAGACCUCGCGGCUGUCCAGGGUUGCGACCCAGUGGGCCUAUCAGGAAACCUGGGAACAGCUCCUGGCCUCCAGCAAGUACAACGAGCAGACGUCCUUCGCAGUGGUUUUCCAGCCUUUCUUCUACGAGGGAACCCUGCCACCACCCUCGGGGGAGCGACCACUCCAGGAUCCCACCGUCCUCGCCUUGACUCUCUGGAACAGCAUGAUGGAGCCAGCAGGACAGAAAGAUGAGCCAUUCGGUGCCAAAGAGAGGCGGCCAGUGAAAUGUCCCUCUCAGGAGAAUCCCUAUCUGUUCACCUACAGGAACAGCAACUACCCGCCCAGGUUGCAGAAAUCCCAGGCGAAGUUUGAGGUGAGAGAUGGAACGGAAAUCAGGUGUCCUGACAAGGAUCCCUCUGACACGAUUCCCACAUCAGUUCACAGGCUGAAGCUGGCUGACAUCAAGGUCAUCGGAGCCCUGGGUGAUUCGCUCACGGCAGGUAAUGGGGCUGGAUCCAAGCCUGGGAACGUCCUGGACGUCUUUACUCAGUAUCGAGGUCUGUCCUGGAGCGCUGGCGGCGAUCAGAACCUCAGCAGCGUCACCACCUUGCCCAACAUCCUCCGGGAAUUCAACCCUUCCCUGAAGGGUUUCUCUGUUGGCACUGGAAGAGAAAACAGUCCUGGGGCCUUCCUAAACCAGGCCGUGGCAGGAGCCCGAGCUGAGGAUUUACCUGUUCAGGCCAGGAGGCUGGUGGAUCUGAUGAAGAAUUACGAGGAUAUAAAUUUUCAGGAAGAUUGGAAGAUAAUAACCCUGUUUAUAGGAGGCAACGACCUCUGUAAUGUCUGCAAAGACCCGGUCCGCUAUUCUCCACAGAAGUUCGUGGACAACAUCGGGAAGGCUCUGGAUAUCCUCCAUGCCGAGGUGCCUCGGGCGUUUGUGAACCUGGUAAAGAUCCUGGAGAUCAUCAGCCUGAGGGAGCUGUACCAGGAGAAAAAUGUCAGCUGCCCGCGGCUGGUCCUCCGGAAACUGUGUCCCUGUGUCUUGAAGUUUGAUGAUAACUCAACAGAACUUGCCUCCCUCAUCAAAGUGAACAAGAAGUAUCAGGAGGGGACUCACCAGCUGGUCGAGAGUGGGCGAUAUGACACAAGGGAAGAUUUUACAGUGGUCGUGCAGCCGUUCUUUGAAAACGUGGUGAUGCCAAAGACCCCGGAGGGGUUGCCUGACAGCUCUUUCUUCGCUCCUGACUGUUUCCACUUCAGUAGCAAGGCUCAUGCCCGCGCAGCCCAGGCCCUGUGGAACAACAUGCUGGAACCUGUCGGCCAGAAGACAAGAAGGCAUAGGUUUGAAGACAAGAUCAAUAUCACAUGUCCCGACCAGGUUCGGCCAUUUCUGAGCACCUACAAGAACGCUGUGCAGGGUCACGGGAGCCAGCUGCUGUGCAGUGACAGAGCCCCUUCUGCCUCGCCGCCCACCUCAGUGCACACCCUGAGACCUGCAGACAUCCAAGUCGUGGCCGCUCUGGGGGAUUCUCUGACCGCUGGCAAUGGGAUUGGCUCCAAACCGAAUGACCUAUCUGACGUCACUACUCAGUACCGGGGGCUGUCAUAUAGUUCAGGAGGGGACGGCUACCUGGAGAAUGUGACCACCUUACCGAAUAUCCUUCGGAAGUUCAACGGAAAUCUCACAGGCUAUGCGGUGGGCACAGGCAACGCCAGUGACACAAAUGCCUUCCUCAAUCAGGCUGUUCCUGGAACAAAGGCUAAGGAACUUUCAAGCCAAGUCCAGACUCUGAUACAGAAGAUGAAAGAUGACCAUAGAGUAAAUUUCCACGAGGACUGGAAGGUCAUCACGGUGUUGAUUGGAGGCAGUGACUUAUGUGACUACUGCACGGAUUCGAAUCUGUAUUCUGCAGCCAACUUUUUUGACCAUCUCCGAAAUGCCCUGGACAUCCUGCACAGAGAGGUACCCCGGGCGCUGGUCAACCUCGUGGACUUCAUGAGCCCCCGCGUCAUGCGGCGCGUGUUCCUGGGGAACCCCGACAAGUGCCCGGUGCAGCAGGCCAGCAUUUUGUGUAACUGCGUUCUGACCCCGCGGGAGAGCUCCCAAGAGCUGGCCAGGUUGGAGGCUGUCACCCGAGCCUACCAGAGCAGCAUGCGUGAGCUGGUGGAGUCAGGUCGCUACGACACGCGGGAGGACUUCUCCGUGGUGCUGCAGCCCUUCUUCUACAACAUCCAGCUCCCCAUCCUGGCGGAUGGGCGCCCGGAUGUGUCCUUCUUCGCCCCAGACUGCCUCCAUCCAAAUCAGAAAUUCCACUCCCAGCUCUCCAGAGCCCUUUGGGUCAAUAUGCUUGAACCACUAGGAAAGAAAACGGAUACCCUGGACCUGAUGGCAGCUAUACCCCUCCCCUGCCCUGCUCAGAAUGAACCCUUCCUGAGAACCCCCCGGAACAGUAACUACACAUACCCCACCAAGCCGUCCAUUGAGAACUGGGGCAGUGACUUCCUGUGUGAGGAGUGGAAUCCUUCCAACAGUGUCCCCACAUCAGUCCAUGAGCUCCGGCCAGCGGAUAUCAAAGUGGUAGCUGCCCUGGGUGACUCGCUGACUACAGCGGUGGGAGCCCGACCCAGCAACUCCAGUGACCUCUCCACAGCCUGGAGGGGACUCUCCUGGAGCAUUGGAGGGGACGGCGACUUGGGGACCCACACCACACUGCCCAACAUUCUGAAGAAGUUCAACCCCAAAAUCUUCGGCUUCUCCGCCGGCACCCGGGAGGAGACGGCCGGGCUGAAUGCAGCAGUGGGAGGGGCCAGAGCUCGUGACAUGCCGGCCCAGGCCCGGGACCUCAUGGAGCGAAUGAAGAACAGCCCUGAAAUCAACCUACAGAAGGACUGGAAGCUCAUCACGCUGUUCAUUGGGAGCAACGAUUUGUGCCAUUACUGCGAGAAUCCGGAGGCCCACUCAGCCAGCGAGUAUGUUCGGCACAUCCAGCAGGCCCUGGGCAUCUUCUAUGAGGAGCUGCCAAGGGCUUUCAUCAACGUGGUAGAGGUCAUGGAGCUGGCUGGCCUGCACCAGGGCCAAGGUGGGAAAUGUGUCAUACCACUGGCAGCCCAGAACAACUGCACCUGCCUCCGAGGCUCCCAGGAGAACUCCCUGGAGAUGCUGCAAGAACUGAAGACAGUGAACUGGGACUUCCAGAGUCGCCUCUCCAGGCUCUCCUACCAGUACCUGCAGCGUGAGGACUUCGCCGUGGUUGUGCAGCCUUUCUUCCAAAACACUCUUGUCCCCCUGAAUGACCGAGGAGGCGCUGACCUCACCUUCUUCUCCGAGGACUGUUUCCACUUCUCAGAACGCGGGCAUGCUGAGAUGGCCAUCGCUCUCUGGAAUAACAUGCUGGAACCCGUGGGUCAAAAGACAACCUCCAACAACUUCACCUAUAGCCGAACCAAACUCAAGUGCCCCUCCCCUGGGCGCCCCUACAUCUGCACCCUGAGGAACAGUCGGCUGCUCCAAGACCGGGCUAAAGCAGACCCCCCAAUGCUCUCCUGGGCCGUGCCAGUGGCAGCGGGAGGCGGCCUUGCGGUUGGUGUCGGCACAGUGAUGGCCUGGAGAGCCCUAAGGGGUCGCCAGAGGGAAAAUCCUCCCAUAAGUCUGAACACUGUGAGCUUGUAGGCCCGCCAGCCCUGUGCGGGCUCUCAUCCUGAAUUCCCCAGCCACGUUCCUCACCAGCCCUCUCCCUUGGCCACCCCUGGCCACUACGGAGGUCACUCGCUUCAACACCUGGUAAUGUAGGAAGCCAAAGGGACAGUCACAACUCCUUGGGGCCUGGGACCUAUGAUCCUGGAAUCGGCACAUCUAAAUAAAGGCCAAAGCCGUUCUAUUCUUGGGUUUGCCUGCUUGAAGCUCUCGCCUUCCAACCUGUCGUGUGGCGCAGAGGUGGGAGCUGGGACCUUGUCUCAGCCAGGGAUGGCCAACCUGAGCCCAGACUGGCACCCAACAGGCAUAUUCUCAGUCACCAAAACCACUAUUUCAAAUGUGGGAAAAACCUUGGUCACCAGGGUUUGGCUGGAAUUUUGGAGCUCGCCUGCCAUCACUCAGUACCAUCCAACAUCUUUUCUGUACCCAGGACAAGGUAGAGCAUUGUGGUACCUCCAAGGUUGUGCAUGUCACGGCCUGGCCAAGAGACGAACUCUUUCAAAAAUACAAGAUGCUCUGUGACAGCGUGUGGUUCAGUCCUGGGGCAGUGGCAGGAAAAUGCGUCUGCUUUCAAGAAUAGGAGUUCCUUGGGAAAGGGUUCCUGGAAGAGAGCAAUCUUGAAAUGUCAUUUUAAAAAAAGGAUUGGGACAUGAAUGCUUCACAUAUCCUCAACCUGAUUUUCUCAAGGUGCUAAAUUUAGAAAAGAAUUCCUCUUUCUACAUUACCAGGUUUAUGAGAGAGCUAAAGAGAGUCUGAUAACACAAGCUCCCUCCAUUCAGCCCCUAGCAGGGGCAAGGCCCUGAGCUGGAUGUCUUACACAGAUAAGCUCUUUUAUUCAGCACAAAAACCCAGGGCGGGGUUGAUGGUCAUUUCUGAAGACAGAAAUAGUGGCUGCACAACACUGUGAAUGUACAAAAUGCCAUGAAUUGUUCACUUUCAAAUGGCUAAUUGUAUGUCAUGGGAAUUUCACCUCAAUAAAAAGCAAACAAAAAUCCAUUAUCAUCAGGAUCUAAGUACCGCUCUGACCCCAAAGCCUGAGAUGACAAAGAAUGUGAGUUA